This is a messenger RNA of Branchiostoma belcheri (Belcher's lancelet), 1339 nucleotides long. RefSeq names its product erythrocyte band 7 integral membrane protein-like. NCBI's taxonomy places the organism in Eukaryota, Metazoa, Chordata, Leptocardii, Amphioxiformes, Branchiostomatidae. The record is from RefSeq and is a predicted model, not a curated record. Bases 211 to 1158 code for a protein of 315 amino acids. Gene Ontology annotation, cellular component: plasma membrane. The transcript has 2 exons.
GGAGGAAUCGCGGUGUGCAACCCGUAACUAGGACGCCAUUUUGGAUCGACAGGUGCAUACGGAUAGUACGCAUCACCGCAUGACGUCUGUCGAUUUCUGACAGCUACAAACGACUCUACACCAACCUUUUUACUUUGUAAGUCAACCCUGGAUGUCUGCUGGUACCUGUACUAAGUUGUAGGCAGCACUGUUCGUCUCAGAAAAUCGGCAAUGCAGCCAGAAAUCCAACCACAACAACAACAUCCGCCGCCUGGCGUACCCAUGCAGCCGCUGCAUGUACCGCCACCAUCCAGUAUCGAAAUGCCGAUGGAAAAUCCCGACAACAGCACGAGGCCACUCCAACCGCUGCCGGACGACAGCGGCAGGAGUAUGGAGGAGUACGACAUGGGAUGGUGCCCUGUGGUCGUCUCCUUCAUCAUAGCUCUCAUAUUCUUUCCCAUCGCCGUGUGCUCCUGCAUCAAGAUCGUGCAGGAGUACGAGCGGGUGGUGAUCUUCCGACUGGGGAAGAUUUUGGGAGGCGGGGCGAAGGGGCCGGGCGUCACCAUCGUCUGGCCCUGCAUCGACGAGUACAAGACGGUCGACAUGCGGACCAAGGCCAUCAACGUGCCACCUCAGGCCAUCCUGACGAAAGACAGCGUCUCCGUGAUGGUGGACGCGGUGGUGUACUACCGGGUGAACAACGCCGUGCUCUCGGUGGCGAAGGUGGAGGACGUCGACCAGUCCACCAGCCUGCUGGCGCAGACGGCCAUCCGCGACGCGCUGGGCGUCAAGACGCUGGCUGAGAUCCUCGCGGGACGGGACGAGACGGUCGCCAGGCUGCGGGUCCAGCUUGACGACGCCACGGACCGCUGGGGGAUCAAAGUGGAGCGCGUGGAGGUCAAGGACGUGCGGCUGCCGCCCCAGCUGCAGAGGGCCAUGGCCGCCGAGGCCGAGGCCGCACGCGAGGCCCGCGCUAAAGUCAUCAUAGCCGAGGGCGAGAUGAACGCCGCCAGGGCCCUGAAGCAGGCGUCGGACGUGCUGGCGGACUCGGCGGAGUCCAUCCAGCUCCGCUACCUGCAGACGAUGAACCAGGUGGCUGGGGAGAAGAACUCCACCAUCAUCUUCCCACUGCCCAUGGACAUCGGUCUGAUGGACAUGGUCGCCAAGAAGAAAGCCUAGAACGUCACAAUUAUAAACACCUGUUGUCGGACAUUAUCAUUCACUUUUGUUAUCAGUCAGAAAACACUUGUUCUUGCCUAACUUCUGUAUUGUCUGUUAUCUGUAUUCUUUGUUAUUGCCCUGUCACUUGUAGCCUCUACCAGGCUUCAGUAGCGACAGAAAAAGGCCAAAUAGAAAUGUU